UGACUCCGCACAUUUUCUUCGCUGUCACAAGUAACACAGAAGUAAAUUCGAUUUUGAAAACCAAUUGGAAUUUCAUUCAAUCUAAUAGGACUGCGAAGAGAAUUCAGUGAAUCUAAUAAUUGAAUCAUGUCAAAGAUGAAUUCGAUCAUGAGCUGGAAAGAGGAAAUGGAUAAAAUGCUGGCUGGAUGUGAGCGACAAAUUGAGCAAUCCUUGACCAAUAUGAAGAUGUCAGCCCGCACCUGUGGUUUGCAAUUCAAUCGCGAAUUUGAAGAUUACUUUUUGGCUGCUUCAAAUAGCCGCAUAAAAGCAAUUUACGAACGAUUCAAAGUCACAUUGUUGGAAGAACGAGUCAAUGGCAGCUCUAGCGCCAAUUUGACAAGUGUGGUGAAUCAGUGUCUCGAUCCAAAGGACAUCAAAAUAGAAGAAACGAAUACUGAAUCGGACCCAAUCGAAAUCGUUGACUCUACUGAUGACGAAGACACGGUUGGACUGAGCAAUGGUUCGCCAAGAGAAGACCAGGCUAAACGAUCAACCAGAAAUGAAAGUGCUGAUCUUACUGUGGCAAGUAGCUCAGCUUUAGGACGGAAUGAAGUCGGUUUCAGUGGAUUGUUGGAGAAUGAGCUGAUUCAAGGCGACAACCACACAGCCAACCAAAAAACAUCUGCAAAUACCAGUGUAUUCCAAGGUCAAUCGCUUGUCAUUGAGCUUCAAAGAUUGUCACCAGAUUUGAUUGCAUCCUACAUUGGAGGUACAGAUUACGUUGAGGGGGAACAUGAUACAGAGCUAAUGGAGGAAGCAACAGAUGACGAUCUUCCAUUAAUUGCUUUUGGAAACCAUCAACGGAUGCGUGUACCAAUCGAGCAGCAAGUAAAUGGCAACACCACAAAUGUGCACGGCACAGAAGCCAACCAAAAUUCGACAUCGGGUUCAACAAUGUCAGCGAAUGCAAUCCAUAUGGAUGGUGAAACGUCUGCAGCGAAACAGUUGAAGCCGAAAAAACGAUUUGGAUGUUCUGUUUGCCCAUAUUCUAGUAUGUACAGUCAGAAUUUGAUCCGGCACAAGCGAAUUCACACCGGCGAAAGGCCAUAUUCAUGCGAUCGGUGCGGAAAAGAAUUCAUAGAUGCGACACACUUAAGGAGGCAUUCUAUAACUCACACCGAUGUGUUCCCGUUCCAUUGCUAUGGUUGUUUCCAAGGAUUUUCGCUGAUGACUGAGAAAAUAGCUCAUCAAAAAGAAUGUCAAAACCGUCGGUAUGAAUGUCAUAUCUGUAGAAAGUUUGAAACUUAUGGUAAAUCAUUGAUGAAAAGUCAUAUGCGAUCACAUACUGGAGAAAAGCCGUCCCGCUGUGAGAUUUGCAUGAAACGUUUUGCAUGGGCUGCCAAUUUACGAACGCACUCGAACAACAUUCACAACGCCAACAAAAAAUCCACCAAAUGA
Sitodiplosis mosellana (orange wheat blossom midge) is the source of this 1437-nucleotide messenger RNA. RefSeq names its product zinc finger protein 37-like. Gene Ontology annotation, biological process: regulation of transcription by RNA polymerase II. The transcript has 3 exons. Gene Ontology annotation, molecular function: RNA polymerase II cis-regulatory region sequence-specific DNA binding; DNA-binding transcription activator activity, RNA polymerase II-specific. Lineage: Eukaryota; Metazoa; Arthropoda; Insecta; Diptera; Cecidomyiidae. Bases 127 to 1437 code for a protein of 436 amino acids. Gene Ontology annotation, cellular component: nucleus. The record is from RefSeq and is a predicted model, not a curated record.